CGUCAAUCGCCCUGUUGCGACUACUCUAUAAACAUCAAAUUCUAAAGUAUCUUCAGUCACCAACAUAGACCUGAACACCCCAACUAUUCUUUCUUCGUACCUCCUAGGCCAUUAGUGGCCUCAGCCCCUCCAUCGUCAUGGCGACUCUCAUGGACUUUUCACAUCCAGAUCGUAGAUCAGAUGCAGAAUUUCAGGAAAUCCUUGACACUUUCGUUGGGGACAAUGAAACUGUCUUGACCGGCAACCUUCCAAACUUACUUGCUGGGUAUGAGAAGGACCACGAAAUAAAAAUCUUGGAGGAAGCAGACUUCCUGGGCGUUAAGGAGCUUUGCGAACAGUACCCUGACCUUGAGCUUGGUCCAGUUGACUUGUUUGGAUUCCUGAUGGCUGUCCUUCAGCGUGAAACUUCACCAGCUUACCCAACUCCAAACAGUGCCCCGUCUCCGGGACAUAUCACACCUGAAGAUGGACGUCGCCGACGGCGUAUUUCGGACCGUAUCCGUUCGCCUUCAGACAACUCUAGUUCCAGCUCGUCGGGUGAGGAAAAUGAUAUCCGCAGUAAUCGUCAAGGCUCUGCCCCGUCAAGCUCCCAAGCUUCUUUUCAAUCUUCCACCACAGCUCCAGGACCAGCUGGUUUCGCCGUUCCUGUACGAAAGAAGACCUUAUCCGAUCCUAACCGAUCCGAUAGCUCCCUGGACUCGCCUUUGCCUGUUCGCAUGAGGAGCAAAGACAAUCCUCCAAGUGCCUUCACAGGCGGUUUUGCUCGCCCUAGUCCCGCGAGCAGACGACGAACGGCGUCAUCAACAAUCCACCCAGACGAUGAUCUAAAAUCAACCGAUCUCUCGAACCCCAUCAAGCGUUCUUUUUCCUCGUCAUCACUACGCUUGCAGUCACCACAACCAUGGAAACGUCUACCUUCACAUCACUCGUCCCGUCCACCCUCUCCCAUGUCGCCUAUGGAUCAAAUCGACAGUACAUCCUUGCAUGAAAGAACUAAGUCUCGGGAGAUAGAUGAUGGUAAAUCAGAGGAAGUAGAACAAAUCGAGCAGAAAGUUAUUCCGGACGUUGAACUUGAUCAAAUGGAGGAUGAGGAAGGAAAUGAGAAGAGAGACGGUGUCGAUCACGAUGUCGGUGGGAAUGAAACACUAUUGCCAAGGCUAAGUAGAAUAUCGACUGAGUCUAUGGCCUCCUUGCAUACCUCUCAUGAUCAAUUGAGGAGACUCAGGAAGGAAAACAAUGAGCUAUCACGAAAAUUGAAAGAAACUGAGAAGUCGCUGGCUCUUCAAGGUGCGGAGAACGAGAGACUGGUGGAAGAUCUCCAAACGCGCCUUGAAGAGACUCAGUCUGAGAUUGCUCAGAGGCGCAAAGACGAAAAGGAAAUGCGAGGAAAGGACCGCGCACAGCUCAUCCAGAUCUCCGGUUAUGAGGCGGACGUACUUAGUCUACAGAGAAGCCUGGAGAACGCGAGGGCCAACCAUGCGAACAUGCAGAAGAUGUAUAAUUCUCAAUGCGAUGAGGCGCAGAGGUUGAGAGAUAUGCUUCGCGACCGUGACGAAGAGAUCCGAGAGCUGGAAGACGCUGUCAACGCUCACUCCGCUGACGAAGAAAAACUCACUCAAGAAAUACGAGCCCUAGAGGAUGAGGUCAAGCGCCUUGAAGCUGACCUUUCUCGAGCUCGCCAAGCCGAAUCUCAUCUUCAAGUGCAAAAGCAAGAGAACCUGGCUCUCAAAGAAACGAUCGACCGUAUGCGUUUCGACUUAGAUGAAGCUCGUGCUGCGGCUGCAUUGGCUGGUGGUGGGACAGGCCGAGGCACUGGCAGUGCUGCAGCGAGUUCAGUGGGAGGUACUAUCUCUCGUAAUCUAGGGGACGAAUUGGGGAGAAGGCUGGUGGCAGUCGAACGCGUGGAAGAGGAAGAAGUGGAGGAUGGUUUCGUGGAGACGAUUGUCACGACACAGCGCACAAGGAAGGUUGGUGGGAGAUCUGCUCAAUCUGCGGGCUCACCUUCACAAGACCCUGCUGUCCGCAUCGAGAAAGGCAUACGUGAAUAUAUCGAUGCCAGCGCAGCGACAGAUUCUGCUCUUCACGAAACAAUUUCUUCAGAGCCACCGGCUUAUACGGUCGAGCCCCCUCCCAUCAAUUCUGAUCAGAUUUUGCAACGGGCUCAUCCACGAGAUCAUAAGCAUUUGGAAGGACUUUCCGAAUCUGGAGAGACUAUCGCGGAAGAAGAGGAGUAUGAGGCAUUGGUGGAUGCCUUGGGUGUCAGGUGUACAAUCUUAGAGGAUGAGGUUAAAAUGAAGAAGCUGGAGAGGGCCAAGAAUGGAGGAGGGCCUGUCCGGCGCCGUCAUAAGAGACAUUCUUGGACAACGGACCAGGCGACAGGUGGUAUUGUCCAGUUUUUCUUUCACGGUACGAAUGAUUCCAGAGAUACUCUCGGGAGGUUUGCUGUGUUUGCUGUUGCUGUAUUUGCUUUCGGUGUAAUUGCAGGCCCUCACCUCCUCGGUCCUUCAGCUGCUGGUUUACACCCGAGAGAUUAUAAGCUUUUCCAACAGAUGAACACCCUAGCAAGUGUAGCGGGCGUUGGUGAAGGAUUCCUACCAGCGCAUAUGUUAGGGGUGGUGGAGAAUGGUGCCAGGUUAGUAGCUGGAAGGAUACCUACUUAACCUACCAAGCAUCGCUCCAAAUCCCAAUCAUGAGCGGUAAGAAGCGAGAGUGUUUAGACGUCGGAAACUGUACAUGAGCUCAGCUGUAAUAUAUCAGGGAAUUGCCUGAAUGACGGACUUGAGAGUAUAUCACUUCUCAUCAUUUGAACGUUACGAUAAUAUUUUAGGACACAUAAUGACUUGAACGACGGUUAGUAACGAGAUAUGCUAAGAUGUGCCAGCCUUAUCGUUAUGUCUAUUUGUACUGAUCAAUGUAUGUCGUGAAUAAAAAGCACAGAAUGCUGAAAUAGCGAUGGCGUUAGUAUGCAUAACAAUAAUUGACCGACUCCGUUCAUCUCAACAAUCACCAAUCAUCCCCCUACAAGACAGAAUGAAGACACUGAUCAAGUCCCCAAUGCGAUCCAGAAGAAGCAGCGAAACUCCAACAAGCAAUGGGCGACAGAUACCAACAACGAUGGCGUCUCGGCCGCAGAGGAGCACGUUGCUGUACUGUUAUGGUUGUCAACCAUUCUUCCUGAGAAUGAAAGGCUCCCCAACUUUCAUAACUGGAAAACCGGUCAUGAGAAGAAGGAUUUUUGGUCGAGAAAGUGUCUACAGUACCUUACUGCUGACAAUGGCUGCGACAGUCAACAGUUCCAAGGUGUUGCUCUCAAAGUCAAUGUCUUUCUUUUUUGGUAUCCUCAUGAGCGCUGAUAUGAUGGCGGAUUAACCAAAUUGUCGAGGUCGGCCUUGCAGCAUGGCUUCACUGUUCCUCUGAGCGUCGGCAUUAGCCACUUCAAAGAGAGAACAGUUCUUGAAGAUCCGAGCAUCGUGAGCAGAAGCAGGAUAACCGUACUGGAAGUACCGAAUCCUCUUCAUAUGGUCGCAAAUUCCUGGGUGCUGAAGCCGUAACGCCCUUUGUAUGAAAAGAAAUCGACCGCAUUAUGGCGAGCAGGCUUGUAAGCGAAGGGAACAUGAAACCCGUCGAUAAUCCCCACACAUCCAUCAGGAAUGUCCUCCUCCUCUUCAAAGCGCCUGUCUAUAGCCUUCCUCUCAUUUUCAUCUGGCCAGUGUACAUUGUUUCGCUCCAACGCCAGGAUGGCCUUAAUUACCCGAGUUGUCCAUCUGGCCGCGGUGCCCUCUGAUGGAUAACAACCGAUUCCGAACAAACGCUUUAAUUUUUCUGCGUGCAGUACGGGAACUCACCUGACAACCCAAAACUGCUCUCCUAUCUCAAACGACAUCACCAUCUCGGUGUACCUGGGUCCGUUGAGGGACUCGGCCUUGGUCCUGACACCAUUUUUGAUCGUCGAUGGAGCCAGAGGAAGGCGUAAAAGAGGGAAUUUUUGGUAGUAGCUAAUCGCUCCCCAAACCAUCAGGCUCUGUCGACCAGAAUGGAAGGUUGGCAGGAUGUGUUGCGGAGCGUACGCUUCGCCUACGUGUCGGGUAGUCCUUGGCCGCCUCGUAAUUCCUCCCCCCAGCUCCAAUGCACAUUUAACAACGUCCCGCCAGUCCCUCUUCACGUUGUUCCUUGCCCACUCUUUCCUCUUAGCUAUGGUUUUGGGCGAAAGAUAAGGCUUGCGCCUCAUAAUUCUGCGGUAAAACCCAUGCUCAUGAGCCACCUUGACGAUAGUUGUCACGUUGACAUUGUAUCUCUUCGCGUGGACGCUCCAGGGUUCACGGGGAGUGCGAACAAAGUCCCUCAAAAGAUUCCUUACUUGUCCCUGGUCCAACAUCUUUGGCCUUCCAGAGAUUGGAAGCGGAUAAGUGUGUCCACGGUGCGCAUACUCUCGACACCAGCGCUUGAUUGUAUAUUUGGGACGCUUAUAUUUUUUUUGCAAGAUUGCUGAAUGAUUUCCCACUUUUGUGGGCUUCCACAAUAGUCCGCUUGGUAGUAAGGGUGACCUAGGGUGCCGUGAUCGAAAAAAACGGACAGUUAUAAGUCCAUGAACAAUUCAAAAUCAUAUUUAUGGGGUAUAGUCAAAAACGCGC
Messenger RNA from Cryptococcus deneoformans JEC21, 4631 nucleotides. RefSeq lists its product as hypothetical. Lineage: Eukaryota; Fungi; Basidiomycota; Tremellomycetes; Tremellales; Cryptococcaceae. The record is from RefSeq and is a predicted model, not a curated record. Bases 138 to 2660 code for a protein of 840 amino acids. The transcript has 11 exons.